UGAGAGGAAGAUGACAUGAUGGGACAGUUCCCAGAGGAUGUGAUGGGUGGCUUCACCACAGAAGAACUGGAAUGCAAGAUCUGCUACUGUGCUUACAGCCUGUCAAGUCGACGUCCGAAGGUACUUGAGUGCUGUCAUUAUCUGUGUUCCAAGUGCCUUGCAAAAAUCCUUGAUUUGGGUGAAGCAUCUCCCAAUGCAGUGGUCUGCCCGUUUUGCCGCUAUAUCACAGACCUUCCCGGAGAGGCCGUGGACAAUCUACCAGAUGAGUACAACCUGGUGACAGCCCUUUCCAUCCAGAAACGGAAACAUCAGAAUCUGCUUCAGAGGCCGGGCGAGGUUCUCCUCAGCCCCAGACACCUUACUUCCCUGGUGGGUCACUCUGCAUCGGCCUCCCCGACGUCCAUUCGUUCCAAUUACGUGGUCAUCACCAUUAUGGAACCUCAACAGGAGGCUGUUGUACCACCUCCACGUAGGGAUUACCGCUCUUCUAGUCUGGACUCCAUGGCCUCUGUUACACAGAGAUGGACAGUGUGGAACUGUGCAGCUCUUCUAUGCCAGACAUUAGCACAGGCUCUGGUUUGGCUGCUGGUUCUGCUCUAUUUUAGCUCAUUGCCCUUAGGUGUCUAUCUACUUAUCAUGCAGGUAACAACGCUUGGGGUACUGCUGGUCAGUGUUGUUCCUAUCAGUCUUCUCAUUAUUAUGGUGUACGGCCUUUGCCAAUGUCUCUGCCGUGAGCUUUGGGGCUGUGUUCCAAUGUAA
Molecule: messenger RNA, 759 nt
Organism: Triplophysa dalaica
Lineage: Eukaryota; Metazoa; Chordata; Actinopteri; Cypriniformes; Nemacheilidae
Gene: rnf182
Product: ring finger protein 182
Exons: 1
Coding region: 16-759 (247 amino acids)
Source: RefSeq, a predicted model, not a curated record